ACAGCUUCACCCUUGUCGCAGAGAGGGAGGGGAAAGGAGGGGAAGGGAGGUCAGGUAAAGACGAGCGAGAGAGCGCAAAAGAACGAACAGAGAGCCUCGCGCUCUUCCCCCCCUUUUUUUCUCCCGCUUAUUUCCACCACACUCUUCUUCGGGUUGGGAGAGCCGGGGCUUAGUUAGAGCCCCGCCGGCUGCCGGCUGUCGAUCAUUUCCUUUCUCCGCCUCCCUCACCCUGUACUUAGGCAGGGUAAGGCAAUCAGUCACCCACCGGAAGUGGGUAUUGGCCGCGAAGAGGAGGAGGAAGAGGAGGCGGCCUCAGGGAGCGAAGUGCAUGUGUGCGAGCGAGCGAGGGAGACGGAGGCAGAGAGCAAGCGAGCGAGCGAGGAAGGCAAGCAGGCAGGCGCGCGCCUGCGCGAGUGUGUGUGCGCGUGUGUGUGUGGAGAGGCAGGAGGCGGCGGCGGAGAAGGAGGGAGAGACGGACGGGCGGACGGGAGAACUGAGGGCAGGCCGGGCCUGACGGCGACGACUGAAGAAAUAGGGAGAAGAAGAUGGCGGACGGAGACAGCGGGAGCGAGCGAGGGGGCAGCGGGAGCGGCAGUGGCGGCGGCGGCGGUGGAAGUGGCGGCGGCGGGUUCCAGGGACACCGCGGAGGUGGAGGUGGCGGCGGGCCUGGCCCGGAGCAGGAGACGCAGGAGCUGGCCUCGAAGCGGCUGGACAUCCAGAACAAGCGCUUCUACCUGGACGUCAAGCAGAACGCCAAGGGCCGCUUCCUGAAGAUAGCCGAGGUGGGCGCGGGGGGCUCCAAGAGCCGCUUGACUCUCUCCAUGGCGGUGGCCGCCGAGUUCCGGGACUACCUGGGCGACUUCAUCGAGCACUACGCACAGUUGGGGCCCAGCAGCCCCGAGCAGCUGGCCCAGGCCUCGCCCGGCGGGGAAGACGGCGGCGGGGGCCCCCGGCGGGCCCUCAAGAGCGAGUUCCUGGUGCGGGAGAACCGCAAGUACUACCUGGACCUGAAGGAGAACCAGCGCGGCCGCUUCCUCCGUAUCCGCCAGACCAUCAACCGCGGACCUGGCGGCGGGGGAGGCGGCGGCGGCGGGCCGGGCUUCCCCGGAGGGCCGCCUGGCCUGCAGAGCGGCCAGACCAUCGCCCUGCCCGCGCAAGGCCUAAUCGAGUUCCGCGAUGCCUUGGCCAAGCUCAUCGACGACUACGGCGCCGACGAGGACGAGCUUGGUGGCGGCGGCGGCGGCGGGGGCCCUGGCGGCGGGGGCCUCUAUGGCGAGCUCCCCGAAGGCACUUCCAUCACGGUGGACUCCAAGCGCUUCUUCUUCGACGUGGGCUGCAACAAGUACGGCGUCUUCCUGCGCGUUAGCGAGGUGAAGCCUUCCUACCGCAACGCCAUCACCGUGCCCUACAAAGCCUGGGCCAAGUUCGGCGGAGCUUUCUGCCGCUACGCCGACGAGAUGCGAGACAUCCAGGAGCGCCAGCGGGACAAGCUCUACGACCGACGAGCCGGUCCCGCUGGGCCCGGAAGCGGCAGCGGAGCUGGAGACGAUUCCGAUGGAGACGACGUGGACGACGACUGAGCCUCUCCUCCUCCUCCCCCUCUCCCCAUUGCUUUUGACAACCCCCUUCUUGUCUCAGCCACUUUCCACUCCACCGGGGAGGUUGCUAUGGAGUAGGGGGCUGGGUGGAAACAGGGAAGGAAACCUGAUCCCAAGCUCUCCUCCCCUCAUCCUUCUGUCAUUGGAGAGAGCCAGCUUUGAGAUUACUUGCAUACAUCCACUGACCUGCACCACUUCUGGAGUGCCCUCCUAGUUUUCUCUAUCUGACCCUUUAAUUUUUCCAGGGAUACAGCGUAUGUUGGCCCAUCCUGAAGAGCCUGGGUUUUACACCAUCAUUGUCCUGCCCUGCAGAGAGGGAUUCUUGUGGCCUCAAUUAACCUCAACCCUAGCCCAUGAUGAAGAGAAGGGGAUCUCUGGCAUCUAAAUCUAUUCCGCCUUCCAAGGCUCCUGCUCUGUCUAAUGGCUGAGAUGUUUUUUGGGGGGAAAGGGAGGGAGAAGAAAUACAUGGAUGUCAGCUCUCUUUUUUUCUCCCACCCAGCCUCUUCACUCUUGCAUUUUUGAAACUGUGCCCCACUACUCUUGAAACCAGCAUUCGGGAGAGUACAUGGCCACUGAGCGCUGUUUAAAGGAAGGGGAGAAGCCACCACAGCUGUCCAGAUCAGUGGGGUUGUGAUCCUGAUGGGGCAAGUUACAAAGAUCAGUCAUGGACUUAGCCCAGCAGGAAUUUGGGAUUUAAAAUGAGUCAGGGAAGAGGAUAUAGCCGGUGGGCUGAGGAAAGAAACAACCACUCCAGAGAGCUUUCAGAAAGGUUGUUGGGAGGGGGGAGCCUGUAUCUGGACCAAUGCCCAUUGUUGUCUUUUUCUUUUGCAGAAUUGUUUUGUUUUUGGAAUGCAAAUUGCUAAGCUCCAGGUGCCUGAACUGGAAUUGAUAAAUGAAUUAUUUUAAAGCGGGCAGGUUCUAAAGAUCUUAAAUGGCAUUUCCUUUUUCUUUUUUAAUGGGGAUUGCAAACAGGUAGAUUAAAGAAAAACAGGCAUAAAGCACAAGAAAUGCAAAGUGGACUGGUUGCUGCUCCCUAAAGUUCUUCCCCUUCUCUCCAAAUAAGGUGAAAGCAAAUGGCUUUAGUAGGAGGUGGAAACUGGAGCUGCCUUUGCUGGCUUCAGAAGAUGACCUAGUCAAAUAAGUAAAAUCUGCAGAUGGGUUUUUAAAAAGUAAAAUCUUAAAAUUUUAAUUUGGCAAAGGAAAUGUGGCUACAAGUCUGAUAAAACCCACAUAGGAAACUGAAGGUUUCUUUCAUUGUGCAAAUCAGUGGACAUGUUCUAUGAAAACACACACCAAGAACCUCAGGUCCAGAAGUCCAGCAUCAAUUAUCCUUUUAACAAGAUUUUUUUAACGAAAAGAGAACUGUCCAUUUCUCAGUACCUCACAUUAUGUUAACAGCAAAGUCGGCAAGAAUGGAUUGUUCAGAGCAAUGUAUGUCCACUCAGAGUUUGAUAUCCAUCGCUAAAAAGGAGCAGACACAAACCAACAAAGUUGGGUGACUGUGAACGUACCCUAGCAGCAUUUUAACACCUACAAAUGUUGUUAUAGACUGGCUGUUGCCAAUUUGUCCAGCUGUCCUUCCCAAACAAAGUUGGGUGUCCCCACCCAAAUAAUUGCCUCAUCUAUAUUUUAAAUGGAUUCUUAACCUAAAAUGAUAUUUUUUUAAAACGAAUGAAGUCAGACCUAUCCCCUCCAAAAGUGUUUUUAGAUACAUUCUAUACUAGCAACUUUGAAUUGAAUGGGAAUUACACCAUUCAUUACAAAGUUUCAGGUAUUAUUUCUGCAACAUCUUAGAGGCAGGUAAACCUUCCUCUACAAUCUUGUUUAAUUGUGCAUGCCUGUCCUUUAUUUGAGCUGCCUUUUUAAUUUAUUGCAUACCCUUAUUACCUUAUUUUGGUAUUACUCUUAUCUAUACUAUCUUGGUUUUGUAUUUAUUAGAAAGCAAGGAGACUUGUGAAAGGCAUUUCUUCACACAGUUGUAGCUGUACUGGAGAAAUUGGCUGGAAUUUUCUUUAAAAAAAAUUAAUUGGUUAUGCUAUACCUGUUAUAAAGAUCAGUAAAUAAUGUCAGAAUAGUUUACCACAAAAUGUUCAGCUACACAAAUGAUUGUCUAUUUUAAAGCUAUUUCUUUCCCCCCCAGUGUCCAUGGUAGAUAUUUUAAUUAUAGCUUUGAAGAAACUUUUUUUCCAUUUUUCUCCGUCGCAAAGAACUUGUUUCCUGAAUUGUAAUGGGAGCAAUAGUAUUUCUUGAUGUUUUAAUUACAUCCGUAUACUUGUACUGUAUUUUGUACUCUCCAAGGCAGCUGUUUUCAAUAAUGUCCUGCUGUAUUACCUUUGUAUUUUUGUUCAAAUGUAUAUAGUUCUUUGCUGCGGAGAACAAUUUUCAUCAACAAAAGUUUCAGCAGUUUAACUGGGAUACCACAGCCCUCUAGGUUUGCAGAAAACUACGUAACUAAUUAGAACUCUAGGCAGCAAUGAAAAUUGAGGCUGCAAAUGCUUGGUGUAUAUUGCUGUAACUCUUCACUCAUUUUAAAAGUGUACAAUACUUGUAUAGACCAACAAUGUUUUGCUGCUUCAGUGGUAAUUGGUUUUUUCCCCUUUUGUUGCUCAGCUGCUGUGAGCCAAUUAAGAUGCAGUACCUCUCCUUUACAGGAGGAUUUUUUUUUUUUGCUGAAUUGCAGUAACUAGCCUUACCUUUGUAUUAUGUGGUAGUGACAGGAUUUGAUUGUCCCUGGCCAGUGGCUACAUAUGCUAUAAUUAGCUGUCUAGGAAGUAUGUGGAAGUAGACAGAAGCAUAUAACACUUGUAUGCCAAGAACGCUGCCAUAUAUGGUGUAGGCUUUGGCAACCAGAAAAAAAAUCUCCUAUGGCCAUUAGACCAGUUAAACCAAUGUGUAUUGAGUACACAGAUGGACACAUGACCCAAGGUGCGUAGGUGGUGACAAUGCAAUGUGUCAGUAAGAGAGUCUCAAUUAAAAUACUGUCCAGCUUAAAUAUGAAUUGUAGGCUUUUAAAUUUUAACUAAUAUUGAGGUUGUCUCACCAUAGCAGGUUAACGGCCAAACCUCAUGCUAUAAGAAAAUUAGUCCUGGUGGCACAAGGCCUUGUUAGGUGCAGGGGCUUCACUAAGGAACUUAUUCCUUGUGAUUGCUGGGUAAUAGAAUUCUGGAGAGUGGGGGAAGGGGGCUUGCCUGGAAUCUGUACAACUUUGAACCUCCCCUCCCACUGUGGAAUUUGGGACUUCUGCGAUUCAGACAGUAAAUAUUACAAAGAUUGUUUCAGGGUCAUUUGGAAGCUUUGGUUGGCCUCUAAUGAAAGAGGAAUGAUAUUUGACAUAGGGCUAACUGGUAGAACUCUGUCUCUCUCGCACACGCACCUUGUACAAACUGCAUCUUUUUUAAAAAAUCACACUGCUCUCUAAGCCUCGUAGUUCUGUCUCAGUGAUUGGUCUCUGCAAAUUCUAAAUAGGCAGACAUGUCCCUGUUCAGAGUAGCUUCUGUUUAUGAGAUGGGGAUACUCAGCCACAUUGGAAAAAAUGUAUUGCCCGGAUUACAUCUGAGGUUAAUGAUCUUAUUCCUGUUUAUAUUCUUGUGCUUAAAUGUGAAUUUGGGUAAAGGCUCCCCCAUUCUUGGUGCUGCAGUUUAGAUUGUAUCUUUGCAUUUUUCUGCAGCAACAUUAAUGAUACCUCAGUGCAGUUUACAAGCUGCUGAAUCUGGCAUAUCUGUGCUUAAACUGGCUCAAUCACAUUAACGCUACUGGAGUAAAGCUGUCACACAUUCAGGUUCUGAGGGACCUUGCCUUUUGUACUUCGUUGUUUUCAGCCAACACAGGAAGAAUGAAAAAAAGUUAAGACUCAUCGGUUGCUUUUUUGAGGUAUUGUGAGAGAAAAACACGUGGCUGAAAUCAUAACAGCUUUCUCAUGUAAAGUUUCAGGUCAGAGAAGUUUGCUAUUUCAAGCAAACAUUCAAACAUCAGAAUGUGGCAAUGAACCACUACCUCUCGUACCUGUAGAAUGACAGUUAAUCUGCAAUGGUGCUAGACUUAACUCUAAAUAUAAUCAGAUUGUUUCUCUGUUGUAAUAUAUGGUGGGGUAAGGUUUUUCCUUUUUUAAAAAUAUCCCACCGUUAUGGUCUGGUCAUACAAACAAACAUACUGUAUAGUUGUAAGGAGUAAGCAAUAACACUGGCUGGGAUCUAAAGAACUGAACUACUAGUUUUGUGCACUUGAGCUAGGGCUGGAUUUGUGGUUCUUAAACAGCACCCCAUCAUGUUGCAUGGCAAGCCACUCUUGAAAUGGAGAGGUGUUUCAAAAGUAGUUCAUAGCAUGGAGGAUCUCUGUUCAGAGGGAAGCAGUCCAAAAUUUCACUGUAUAUUAUGCCAUUGGGCACACUGAAAGUGACUCUUAGGGUUCCAGCCUCUAAACUUCAACUUAACCUUGCAGCAGUAUAAUUUAAGGCCGGUUGUAUAUUUCCUUCCAUCUGAUUUGAGAGGGGGAGAACUUGUCAUAGACUGUAAAGGAGUACAGCUAAGGUAUAUGGGACUAUUCCCAGAAAAUUUGGAUAAUAACUGUUCUACCCUCACUCAUCUUAACCUUUUUGAGUGUAAGCAUUAACUGGCCAAAAAUGCUCACUUAAGGAAAGAAGAAUGUUCCAGAAUGUUUACUAACUGACUUCUAAUCAGUUAUCACCUUGGGGUUUUUUGUUUUUUGUUUUGCUAGCCUUCUCAUUCCAGACCCUUUUUUAAAUCUGUCUAGUGGGGGGAGAGAGCUCAAGGUUUCAAUGUGUACUGGAAAUACCAACACAAUUUUGUCUCUUAAAUUCCGUGUAGGGAAGGUUAAGUGUGCUUUGUCAAAGCCAUUUUGUAAUAUGCUGCUAUGUAGCCUUAAUUUCAUAAUAUAUUGUGUGUAUAUGUACAUAUGCACAUACAUACAAAGUAAGUGGCCCACAACUAAGAAGUUUGUUGAAGCUAUUGUAAAAGUACAGGAAAGCUUACUGCUGCUCCCCCUCCAUCCUCAGUUUACCACUGCUUUGUGUAGCCAAGGUAGACUGUUUUUAAAACUUGCAGAGAACUUAAUUUAAAAUUGCAGUUGCUGUACAUCAUUUUAACCCAGGCAGAUUUCCAGGGCAAGAUGUUUAAUUUCCUGCCCUGCUUUUUCUGUGUUGAAAGGCCCAUCUGGUUAGAAAAAUCCUGUAUUUGAAUUCAUGCGGGAUUUACAAUAAUAUAGCUUAAUCUUGUUUCUUCCCACUGUCCUCUCUUCACAGAAUUAGAGCUGUUGACAUGCUGAAACUUAUAGAGUGCCAUAAUAAAUGGGUUCCCCAAUUAUCUUCAGACUUGUGUGUACUAUGUGAAUAUUUUUACCUUACCAAUAUUUUUGCAGGGUGGCCAGCUAGAAGGGCAGGUCAUUGGCACAAUUAUAUUAGCUAAAAACAUGAGCUCUUCUCCAUGUUAACUUAUCCUCCAGCACCUCAGACCAUUCCUGCUGAUAUGUGAAAAAUAGAAAAUGUCUUGCUGAACCCAGAUUCAGUGGUUUUCAUACUGCUUCUAGGAAAACGGGUUCAUCAGAAGCUUAUUGGGUUUCUUAACAUGAAGACUUUCUCCAUCGUACCAAUGUGCCGCUGGAGGGAAAGGUUAGGGCAUUUUGGAACAUAUUCUUGUGCGUGAGAGACAAUGGCAGGUCUGAUCAGUGCCCCUGUUUAAACAUAUGUUAGGAUAUGUAGUACGCAGGUUCCUCAGCAGAUGCUCAAGGCAGGCAAAAUCUUAUGUGAAACAGGUUCUCUGAGGGGUUGGUGAGUUUGAAAACCAGGCAAACAUCGAGUGACAACAGCCCUUGUUGUGGUAGGCAGUUUAUUUUUCUUAAUGUUAUAUUGCCAGUUACGAAGUGCUGGCAGUCUUCCAUGUUUUGUUGAGACCAAUGGAACAAACACUCAUGAUCUGGUUUUAAGGUCUUUUGCUGUUUUUCAUUGGUUCAUUGAAUUAACAUUUGCACUGUGGAUGAAUCUUGCAAGUGCAGAUCCUCCAUUGAAAUGGAUGGAUAGUGCAUCUCCACUGUGCUUACUGGCUUAGCCUCUAAAGUCCAUUUCUAGUGGAGGGUGUAACAAUCAGCAGCCACUUCCAAUUAAAGGUAUUGGGUGAUAUUUAAUGCUAGUCCUACUCAGAGUAGACCCUUUGAAGUUAAUAGACAUGAAUAACUUAUGUUCAUUGAUUUCAGUGAUUCUCCUUUGGGUAGGACUUAGUCGAGUACAACUCAUUGCUUACUGCAGAUACAAUCUCUUGCUGCUCAGUUUCAUGCUAAUAGAUCUGUUGAAAAUUAUAUGCAGGGUUGUGAAGAAAGGGCAGGGUUGUGGGGAAUCAUUGCCCUUGAGGAGUGGAAGUUUUGCUGGGCUGAAUGUACAAUUUCAGUAGUGAGCAAACAGUUUAAUUUGGUAUAGAGUUGAGAGAACUUUGUGUAAGUGAUAUAAUUGAUCAUACAUGGAUGUAAUCAACCCAUAUGUAAAUAUACACAUGUUUGUACAUUGUAUACAUAGAAAGAGAUGUCUGUAUACAUGUGUAUGUAUUUAUAAAAAUGUUUCUCUGCUAGAUGGUAAAUGCAAAAGUAGCUCUAAUUUUUAUAUCUAUAUCUAUCUAUAUAUAUAUAUUAAAAAAACUCCCCCCUAUAAAUAUAUUAUAUAAAUGCUAGAAGUUAAUUUGUAGUAAAAUAAGAUUGAUUUCAGGAAUAUCUGCUGAGAGACCAAAAAGUUCAUUUUUAAGUACCUUAAUUAAAGAGUAAAGUUUAUUCCUCUUGUUUAUUUUUUUAUAUAAAAAAAUUAAAUGCACUUUAACUGGCAAAACACACACACAGCUGCAUGGUGCAGUUUCAAGCGUAUGGAAAUGUUUUAAAAGUGCAGCACCCAUUCAAAAAUAUUCCUUCUCACCGAUCAAGCAGAGCGUUGCAAAUUAUUUAAAAUCCCAGGGUCCGAGCUGCCUGUUUGUCUUGCUGCCUGUUGGCUGAAGCUUAGAUUCUGAUUUCCCUUUUGGGGAGGGGGGGCUAGCAGGACCGCUUUUUAAAGAGCAAUGCAGAUACAGCCAGACGCUACAGGCUGUUGUCAAACAAAGGCAGGUCCUGGAUUUACCACUAGCUUACUAGCAAAAAAGAAGUCCAAAUGACAUCAAGAACUCCUCAUGCUAGUUGAGCACUCCUUACAAUAGCAGGUUUUUGCAAAUGGAGUUUUACAGUCUAUAUUUAAAAAAUUGUAUGUUUGUAACAAAUAAAAGUAUGCGGAAAAGUGAAUGAA
Rhineura floridana is the source of this 8865-nucleotide messenger RNA. RefSeq names its product purine rich element binding protein B (gene PURB). Gene Ontology annotation, biological process: regulation of transcription by RNA polymerase II. The coding region runs from base 546 to 1580 and encodes 344 amino acids. The record is from RefSeq and is a predicted model, not a curated record. Gene Ontology annotation, molecular function: DNA-binding transcription factor activity, RNA polymerase II-specific; RNA polymerase II transcription regulatory region sequence-specific DNA binding; purine-rich negative regulatory element binding. The transcript has 2 exons. Lineage: Eukaryota; Metazoa; Chordata; Lepidosauria; Squamata; Rhineuridae. Gene Ontology annotation, cellular component: nucleus.